Messenger RNA from Callithrix jacchus (white-tufted-ear marmoset), 1899 nucleotides. RefSeq lists its product as uncharacterized. Lineage: Eukaryota; Metazoa; Chordata; Mammalia; Primates; Cebidae. The record is from RefSeq and is a predicted model, not a curated record.
GAGCAUCCCCUCCCCUUGCGAGCCUGACCCAAGGCAGGGGCUGGACGCGUGGACCCCUCUCUUUGGCCUCCCUGACGUCCCUGGCCUCCUGCAGGAGCAGAGAUGCGGCCAAGUGUCGCGGCCGCGGUGGCUGCGGGGCUGUGGGUCCUGUGCACGGUGGGUGCGGCGGCCCCCCGGCGCUGCCUGCUCUCCCACUACCGCUCGCUGGAGCCCCGGACGCUGGCAGUGGCCAAGGCGCUGAGGGACCGCUACGAGGAAGAGGCGCUGAGCUGGGGGUCGCGCAACUGCUCCUUCCACCCCAGGAGGGAUCCUUUGCGGCCGUCGUCCUGCGCUUGGCUCCGACACGUGGCCCGAGGCAUAGCGGACGCCCAGGCGGUGCUCAGCCGCCUGCACCGCCCGGAGCUGCUCCCCGGCGCCGGCCCGAUCCUGGAGCUGCUGGCGGCCGCGGGGAGGGACGUGGCGGCCUGUGUGAGCCGCCGCGCCCCGCCGCCCUCGCCCCGCGCCCCCGCCGGCUUCUCUGCGUCCUCUGUGAGCCCCGCGCUUUGCGAGUCUGUCCCGCUUAGCGGAAAACCCCGUCCAGACCCGGGUCGGGUCCUCCGGGUGUCCACAAAGCCGGGCUCGGGUCUGCGACUGGGGAGCCACGGGCAGAUGCAGAGGGAGUGGGGGGCUCCGUCCUUCGCCUUCCCCAUUGGCCCCGUGUUCCCCCUCCAGCUCGAGCUGGCCCGGCCCGACUCCUCCAGGAAGGUCCCCGGGGCCCCGAGGAGGCGUCACAAGCCGCGGAGACCUGUGAGUGCAGCCGGUAGGACAGGCUUAGCCUGCAGGGACGACCGGGCGAGGCGGACAAGGCCGGCACUGAGCAGGGCUGGGAGCGGCGGGACUAGAGGGGGCUCCUCGGGAGGGAAGAGCCUGACUCAGCCCCGCUGUGCUCCCUCCCGGGCUCCAGGACUCGCCUCGGUGCCGCGAAGCCCGAGUGGUCUUCAACCUCCUGCGCCUGCUCACGUGGGAGCUCCGGCUGGCGGCGCACUCAGGACCUUGCCUCUGACCCCGCCCCUUAAGCCAGCCCCGAAACCUCCAGGCCAUUGGCUGCCGAAAGUGGCCCCUUUCGCCCAUUGGCCCCACCGGGCGAGGCUCUCAGCCAAUGGGCAAUGAGGCACAAGAACUUCUCUGCAGUCUUGGGCCUGACUUGGAUGCUCUGUCUCGGAUACAAGAGGCGCGGGUCCCCAGGAAGCAGCGAUAUUUCCUCGGGGUGCAUUGUGUGAUCCUCCAAGGGCUGCUGUAGCAGGAAGAGACUUGAGGUCUGGAAACCGUGGCUGACCCCAGGCACGGCACCAGUUCCUCCUUGUGUGGUUACCAGGACACCCCCAAACCCGGGGCCCAACCCUGGAUUUGCCACCCCACAGCCAGCUUUGAGAUUCUGUGAAUCUGUGACUCUUGGAUUCGGCAUCUGGGGGGUACCAUCCCUGAGGGUUUGGUAGUGAAAUCCAAGAAUCCUCACCUGACUGUGGUUCUUUAGAUUCCCUGAUUGACGUUGUUUGUAUUUGUGACAUUCCUGUGUAUUUGCUAUUCUGGCUCCUGGUUUAAAUUUAUUGCAGUUAUUAAGAGUGUUUUGAUUGCAUUGGUUGUUUUCCAUAUGAUGGUUCUGAGUUGCGCUUUACAGCAAAAAUAGAGGCUGAGCCAGGGACUCAGGUGGCCUGAGUUUCAGUUCUCACCCUGCCAGUUAAUUAAAGUGUGAUGCAGGACAAAUUGCUUUCUGAGCCUGUGUUUCCUCACCUAUAGGAUGGGUUAGCAUACUUGCCUUGUGGAGGAGUAGUGUACAUUGAGAUCACGUUUUAAACUCUCCAGCUGAGGUCCUGGUAUGGUCUUAAUGAGUGGGUCCCAUUAAAUAGUCACUCACAUAAA